AUGAGUAGUCCAAGAGCGAUACAAGUGGAAGAAAUUCCUCUUUGGAAUGUUUUGAUUGAUGUAACCAUUAUAGCUCUCAGUCUGUCUUCGACAAUGAUAUUCGUAAAAAAUGUAAAAGCUUUUAAAGGAGGUUUCUUUUGUGAUGAUGAUACAAUACGUUAUCCUUAUAAGUCUAGCACAAUAAGCAUAGGUCAGCUGUAUGCUGUUGCUGUUCUACUCCCCGUGAUUACGAUGUCGGCGGUGGAGCUGUGGAUUCAGCACCGCCAGAAGCUGAAGCGCAACGUGCUGCUGGCCGGGUGGAUGGUGCCGGAGUGGAUAUUUCGGCUGGUGCGGCAAAUCCUUCUCUUCGGUUACGGCCUGGGCGCCGUGGAGAUCAUGGUGAACGUGGGCAAAUUCACCGUGGGCCGUCUACGCCCGCACUUUCUGGACACUUGCAAACCCAACAUGUACCUCGAGAACCGAAUCCGAUGGUCUGAGCGAGCGGUCGUCGCGAAGACAGCAUUUGAAACGUUGAUUAUAAUGUCGGCGUGGUACACAGCGCUUACGAGGAUCUCUGAUGCAAAACAUCACUGGCAAGAUGUGGCUGCAGGUUCCCUUAUGGGAACUGUUGGCGCCUUGAUUUGGGUGUGGCGGAUUUUGCGCGUGCAGCCUGAAUCCGACAGUGGCGCUGCUGACGGGAACAACAGCGCUUCCAACACCAACACCUACGUUUUCUCGGCGGACGAAAGCAGCCCUAAACGCAAGAUCUGA
Gryllus bimaculatus (two-spotted cricket) is the source of this 750-nucleotide messenger RNA. The record is from the annotation of a GenBank genome assembly. Lineage: Eukaryota; Metazoa; Arthropoda; Insecta; Orthoptera; Gryllidae.